AUGACGUCGCAAGCCGAUCCUCAGGCUCUUAUUGAGCAGCUGCAGCUGCUGAACGCGGAUCCCAGCGCUUACUUCAAGAACGAUGCGCAGAAACGUGACUUCCAGAAGUCCGUUCGACAGGCGGAGAAUGCGGUGGAGGAACCGUUUGAGACUAUGCAGCGUUUGGUAUAUGGCCCGCUACCCCUUGUUACUGCACGCAUUGGCCAAGAUCGAGGCAUCUUCGAAGCACUCGCAAAGAGUCAGGAUGGAGUACAGCUUGAUGUUCUCGCUCAAGCGAGUGGGCUCCAGAAAGGUGUCCUCGAGGCCAUACUGGAUUACAUGUGCACAAAGGGCAUGGGCGUUGAAGUUGCACCAGGGACAUAUAAAGCUACGCCACUGACACAUAUGUUGCUUGUGCCGUUGUUCAAAGAUGCCGUAACUCAUUUUCAUGACAAUUGCGCUCCAGCCUUUACAGCUCUUAAUCAAGCACUCGUGGGUCCAAAAGCAAACAAGACUGCAUUCAAACUGGGACAGCAUAGCGAUGAAGACUUCUAUACAUGGAUGGAAACGCAUCCGGUCCAACAAGGCGCUUUUCACCGCUUCAUGGAAGCCCAGUUUGCCAGUCUUCCAACAUGGCUAGAUGUAAUCUCGUUCGACAAUGAGAUCGCCAAGGGCGUAAGCGCGGAGGAUGUGGUAUUCGUUGAUGUUGGUGGCGGCAACGGAUCGCAAUGCGCAGCGCUGAAGAAAGCCUUUCCCGAACUCAAGGGCCGUAUCAUCCUGCAGGAUCGCCCAGCUGUGCUCGAAACAGCAUUGGACGUCGAUGGUGUGGAGUUGAUGGCCCACGAUUUCCUCACUGAACAGCCAGUACACAACGCCCGAGCAUACUACUUCCGUCAGAUUUUCCACAAUUUCGAUGAUGACACAUGCAUUCGGAUCUUACAGAUGCACCUACCCGCACUUCAACAUAAUCCCGAGAGCAGAAUUUACAUCGAUGAUAAGACACUACCCGACGAGAAGCCAGAUGCUAGCACACCAGGUGUUGAGUAUACCGCAGCGCUUAGCCUGGCUAUGAAGGCAAUGUUCGAUGCGCAGGAGCGACGAGAGAAGCAUUGGCGUUGGAUCAUUGAUCAGGCUGGGUUGGAAGUUGUGGAGAUCCGGAAGUUCACGAAGUUUGACGAUAGCGUUAUCAUUGCUAAGAGAAGGUACCAGGAUCAGUGGAGGUAG
Alternaria arborescens is the source of this 1203-nucleotide messenger RNA. RefSeq lists its product as hypothetical. The record is from RefSeq and is a predicted model, not a curated record. Gene Ontology annotation, molecular function: O-methyltransferase activity. Lineage: Eukaryota; Fungi; Ascomycota; Dothideomycetes; Pleosporales; Pleosporaceae. The transcript is spliced from 4 exons. The coding region runs from base 1 to 1203 and encodes 400 amino acids.